This is a messenger RNA of Catharus ustulatus (Swainson's thrush), 1324 nucleotides long. It is a transcript of the gene MMP23B, whose product is annotated as matrix metallopeptidase 23B. The transcript is spliced from 8 exons. Bases 74 to 1312 code for a protein of 412 amino acids. Gene Ontology annotation, molecular function: metalloendopeptidase activity; zinc ion binding. The record is from RefSeq and is a predicted model, not a curated record. Gene Ontology annotation, biological process: proteolysis; extracellular matrix organization; collagen catabolic process. Lineage: Eukaryota; Metazoa; Chordata; Aves; Passeriformes; Turdidae. Gene Ontology annotation, cellular component: extracellular matrix.
ACUGGUUGUGCACAGCUCUGGCAGUAGCUGCAGGGCUGCUCACAAACUCCAAAUGUGAGCUCAAGGAUUACAGAUGCAUUCUGUGCAGGGAAUUGAGUGCCUGUCCCAAAAACUCCUCCAAAAAGUGCUCAGGAACGACAUGGACCAGGCUGGAGGAGUCUCUGCAGGCAGAAGGAAAAGCUCCCUGUGCCUGGACAAGAGGGGCAGAGGCUGCAGAGCCACGCUGGGAUUUUUGUGUCUGUUCCCUGUGCUGGCUUUGCUGGCACUUCUGGAAUAUCCAGCUGGAGCUGCUCUGCAGGAAAUUCAGGGAGAUGUGCCAGGCUCAGCUGUGCUGACCCCAGCCCCUCCUGGGCGCGCGGCGCGGAGCAGGCGCUACACCAUCACCCCAGGCCACCUCAAGUGGGACCACUUCAACCUCACCUACAAGAUCCUGUCCUUCCCCAGGAACCUGCUGAGUGCCCGGGACACGCGCCGGGGGCUGGCGGCCGCGUUCCGCAUGUGGAGCGAGGUGUCCCCGUUCAGCUUCAGGGAGGUGCCAAGGCACCUCCCCAGCGACCUCAAAAUCGGUUUCUACUCCAUCAACCACACAGACUGCCUGGAGUCUCUGACCCACCACUGCUUCGAUGGCACCACGGGGGAGCUGGCCCACGCCUUCUUCCCUCCCCAUGGGGAAAUCCACUUUGAUGACCAUGAGUACUGGAUCCUGGGCAACACCAGGUUCAGCUGGAAGAAAGGGGUUUGGCUGACAGACCUGGUGCAUGUGGCAGCCCACGAGAUCGGCCACGCCCUGGGGCUGAUGCACUCGCUGAACCCCAACGCCCUGAUGCACAUCAACGCCACCCUGACAGGCAAGAAGAGCAUCUCCCAGGAUGAGGUGUGGGGAAUCCACAGGCUCUACGGCUGUAAGGACAGGCUGGUGAUGUGCCCAUGGUGGGCACAGAAGGGUUUCUGUGAGAAGCGCAGGAAGCUGAUGAAGAAGCACUGCCCCUCCACCUGCGACUUCUGCUACGAAUUCCCAUUUCCAACGGUGCCCCCCACUCUGCCCCCACCCAGGACCAAAACCAAGACAGUUUCUGAGGGCAGGAACGUCACCUUCCGCUGUGGGCAGAAGAUCAUCCACAAAAAAGGCAAAGUCUACUGGUAUAAAGACAAAGAACUUCUGGAAUAUUCCUAUCCAGGUUAUUUAUCCCUAAAUGAAGAUCACAUGAGCAUCAUUGCAAAUGCAAUUAAUGAAGGAACUUACACUUGCAUAGUGAAGAAAAAAGAAAGAAUCCUGAGUACUUACUCGUGGAGAAUCAGACUGAAGCACUGACACAGCCCUGGG